AAAAGAGCGGUUUAUGAGUCAGUUAAAUGCGCGUCACUUCCCCGAGAUGGAAGCAGAGUAAGGAAAUAACAAGCAUUUGUUAAGAAAUACCAUAAGUUUAAUUUCCUGCAACAAUUAUUUGAUUUCUGGUCUUCGGAGAGAAGUUUUUAUUGAAUUCGGCUCGCAUGUUUUAGUCACAAAAUGGCAAGCUGUGAGAAGAAAGAUGAUGAGCCUGCCGAAUCGCCCGGGACCAUUGACUUCUUUUCCUUUCCCCUAAUUGUUCUGAACUUCGCGGUGAGGAAGAAGUUGGCUCUCUUUCUCAAUCCGAGUAGUGUGGUGGCGGCGGACUGGACGGGGCUGGCCGAGGAAAUGGGUUUUGACUAUCUGGAGAUUAAGAACUACGAGAGGUUUGACAACCCCACCGGAAAACUGUUGGAAGAUUGGCAAGUGAAGGAAGGUUCUUCCGUGGGCAGGUUACUGGAGCUACUCCGGAAGAUAGAACGUGAUGAUAUCCUGGAAGACCUCACACCAGCUAUUGAAGGGAACUGUAGACAACACCUCAACAAACCACUUCAAGUGCCUUCGGUGGAUAGCAGUGAGCCCAAGAUCCCAGAUUUGAGUGGAAUUACAACAAGAGAUGACCCCAAAGGAGGUGCACCUGAGUUAUUUGAUGCCUUCAUUUGCUAUUGUCAAGCUGAUAUUGAGUUUGUCCUCGAGAUGAUCAAGCAGCUCGAGCAGUCUGAGAGCAAACUGAAGCUGUGUGUAUUUGAUCGUGAUGUGCUGCCGGGGUCAUGUGUCUGGACCAUCACCAGUGAGCUUAUUGAGAAAAGGUGUAAAAGGAUGGUGGCGGUAAUCUCUGAUGACUAUUUGGUCAGUGAUGCUUGUGACUUUCAAACAAAGUUUGCUCUGAGUCUUAGUCCAGGUGCCCGAGACAAGCGUCUGAUCCCCGUCAAGUACAAGCAUAUAAAGAGGAAAUUUCCAAGCAUUCUCCGGCACAUCACGCUCUGUGAUUACACAAACCCAAGCACCAAAGCAUGGUUCUGGAAGAGGCUUGCUAAGGCACUCUCACAACCAUGAGAGGAGAACCUUGUGAAGGAGUGGAAAUAUUCUAGUCAGUUGGCCUUGUUUACAUGUAACAAUGAAGAUAGUUUGGGGAUUCUACCACAAGCUGACUCUAUAGGCCUGUACUGAAUGACCAGCUUUGGUAUCUUGACUACACAGUGCUUUCUUUUGUAUUAGAAAGGAUUGGGUUUCUUCUCACUGGGUGAAAUUUAAUGUAAAAGAAAAAUGUUUUGAACAAUUUCAAAGAUGCACUCUAGAUUGUACUGAAAAUGUUCAGAAUUUGUGAUCUGUUUGGCUUCCUCUGUCGAUUCUCUCCUUUUCCUUAGCUCUGAACUCACAUCCUUCUCUAGUUUCUCUAGUAUCUCCCCUCAUGCCCUUUCUGAGCUCAUCUUGUCCAUGAGACCUCCCCCCAACCCCUGCUCCUUCAACCCUAUUCUGAUUAAACUACCCAACUUUCUUUCUUGACUCCUUUGUUAGCUGAUAUUGUUUACUGUUCACAUUCUUCAGGUUCUGACGCUCUCCUUCAAAUCUGCCAUCAUCACCCCUCCCCACAAAACCAAUUCUUGACUCCUCCAUUCUAGCAAGCUACACUUCAUAUCCAACAUCCCUUUCCUUUCCUCUAAUUGAACAUUAUGUCACCUUCUGAAUCUUUACCUAUCUUUCCUGGAACUCCAUAUCUGAAUCUCUUCAGUCAGGUUUCUGCCCUGUAACUGUACUGAAACAACCAUUAGCAGAGUCACAAAUUACAUCCUAUGUGACUGUAAUAAAGGUAAACAUUCCCUCCUGAACCUUCCUACAGCCAUUGACACAGUUGACUCCAUCGUCCUCCUGCAAUGACUCUCCUCCUUUCAGCUUGUGUGACUACACUUGACUGGUUCAAUUCUUACCUAUCUAAUCAUAGCCAGACAAUAAUUUGCCAUAGUUUCUCUUCCUGCUCCCACCCCAUCACCUUUAGUGUGCCCCCAAGGAUUAUCCAUAGCCCGCCCCUUCAGUUUCUCAUCUACAUGCUGUCCCUUGGCAACAUCAUCCACAAACGCCGUCAGUUUUCACAUGUAUGAUCACAACACCCAGUUCCACCUCGCCACCACUUCUCCCAACUCUGCUGUUUCUGAAUUGUCAGACUGCUUGUCUGACAUCCAAUACUGGAUAAGCAGAAAUUUCCUCCAACUAAAUAUUGGGAAGACUGAAGCCAUUGUCUUCUAUCCUCACCACAAACCCUGUCUGAAACACUGCUCGCAAUAUUGAUGUCACUAUUUGACCCCAAGAUCAGCUCCUGAUCAUAUAUGGGUCUUCAGCAGUAAAGCUGCCUAUUUCCACCUCCAUAGCAUCGCCUGACUCUCUGCAUCUGCCUCAGCUUAUCUGCUGCUGAAACCUCAUCAUGCCUACGUUACCUCCAGACUUCACUAUUCCAAUAAAUUUGUGGCUGGUAUACUACGCAUUUUACCCUCCAUAAACUUGAAGUCAUCUCGGCUGUCCUAACUAUGAGUUCACCCAUCACCCUUGUGAAUACUGACCUACAUCGAAUCUCAGAAUUGUCAUAGUGCAGAAGGGGGCCAUUCAGCCCAAUUGCCAAUGUGCCUGAGCCCCCUCUGAAGUGCCUUUUUUUUUCAGACUGCACAGCUCAAGAAAAAAGGUCCACUACCAUCUCUCAGAACAAAUGGUCGUAAAAUGCAGACCUCUUCAUUGACUCCCACAUCCUGAGUGUGAAGAACUUAUAUGAGAACACAUUUUAGGAGAACACAUUUUAGGAGAACACAUUACAGCUAACAGUUGGAGUUUUUCUGACAACUUAAGACAAAUCAGCUUUUUCUUGGCCUCCGUGGGCAUUAUUUUCAAUUCAACUUGUGGACUGUGUUCCUUUUUUCUCUGUUCUUACAUUUUUUAGUAAAAUUAUGGCAUGUUUUUUCAUUGACAUUUUAUGUAUUUUUUAAUGUUAAAAAAAGUACUAAAAUAAUUCAAUAAAAACUUUAUUGAAGUUUA
Molecule: messenger RNA, 3021 nt
Organism: Carcharodon carcharias (great white shark)
Lineage: Eukaryota; Metazoa; Chordata; Chondrichthyes; Lamniformes; Lamnidae
Gene: myd88
Product: MYD88 innate immune signal transduction adaptor
Exons: 6
Coding region: 181-1056 (291 amino acids)
Biological process (GO): defense response to Gram-positive bacterium; MyD88-dependent toll-like receptor signaling pathway; innate immune response
Cellular component (GO): plasma membrane
Molecular function (GO): Toll-like receptor binding; TIR domain binding
Source: RefSeq, a predicted model, not a curated record